AAGAACUUAUCCCACGUUCCAUGUAAGUUCUUUCGCCAGGGAGCUUGUCAAGCGGGCAACGCUUGUCCUUUCUCCCAUACCCUCGAUACCACAGUGGAAACGUCACCCUGUAAGUAUUUCCAGAAGGGAAACUGUCGGUUUGGCGUAAAGUGUGCGUUAGCCCAUUUUCUUCCCGAC
Babjeviella inositovora NRRL Y-12698 is the source of this 177-nucleotide messenger RNA. RefSeq lists its product as uncharacterized. The annotation marks the transcript as partial. Gene Ontology annotation, molecular function: metal ion binding; ubiquitin protein ligase activity. Lineage: Eukaryota; Fungi; Ascomycota; Pichiomycetes; Serinales. The record is from RefSeq and is a predicted model, not a curated record. The transcript has a single exon. Gene Ontology annotation, biological process: protein polyubiquitination.